Molecule: messenger RNA, 1293 nt
Organism: Metarhizium acridum CQMa 102
Lineage: Eukaryota; Fungi; Ascomycota; Sordariomycetes; Hypocreales; Clavicipitaceae
Source: RefSeq, a predicted model, not a curated record
AUGGAUCCUCCAUGGAGGCAAGAGGUAGAUCGGUUCUGUUACCAAUACCUUCAACUGGAGCCGAUUCUUGACUAUCCUCAAGACAAAUUCCUCCGUUUGGAAGUCGUUCAGAAUGACAUCUACAAGCGUAUCUUCUGUGAUGAGACGGGCAGUGUCGGCCCUCCAGACAGAUAUCGCAUCAAGAUUUUGAAGGAGCUGGUGUUCCGAAUAGAGUCUUCAAUAGAUGACUGGGAUAGAUAUGCGGUAUCUGACGAUAUCAUGAACACACUAUCGGCACUUCUGGCCACUCCCAUGCCACCAGAUGCUGUAUCAGCACAAAAGAAGUGCUAUGUAACAUAUCACCUGUCCGUGCUUGAGCGUGGGACGCAGUCAGAGACGGCCGGUCCACAUCCGAGCAUCACGCUCCUCGAAAACCGAAACCUAAUUGCCGCGGGCGGUACAACGGGCCACAGGACCUGGGAGGCGGCAUUACAAUUGGGACAAUACCUGUGUCAAAACCCGUCCCUAGUCGCGGGAAAACGCGUGCUGGAAUUGGGUGCCGGUACCGGAUACCCGUCUAUACUCUGUGUGAAGCAUCUGCAAGCAGGUCACGCCAUUGCUUCGGAUGGAUCCGACGACGUCAUUAACAACCUGCCGGAUAAUUUGUUCCUCAACAGUCUCCAGGACUCGUCGAAAAUCACCCUCAUGGAUAUCAAAUGGGGACAUGCAUUGGUUGGCACGGAGGAUGAGAAGUGGAAUAGUGGCCAGCCAGUCGAUGUCGUACUGGGUGCUGAUAUCACGUAUGAUGAGCGUGUUAUGCCGGCUUUGGUCGCGACUCUUUUCGACCUUUUUGGGAUGUAUCCAAGCCUUCAAGUGUACAUAUCGGCAACCGAACGAAAUGCAGAGACAUACCAGGCGUUUCUGAAGGUGUGCAGACAGCGGAACCUGGCUGUAGAGGAUCUGCACAUUGAUGUGCCUCCUCGAUCGAAGCAGAAUGGCCCGUUUUACGAUGACCAGCUGGCGAUACACUUAUGGGAAGAUGAUGACCAUGUCAUGGCUGCUAGUUGGAGGAAGCCCAGGAUUUUCCUUGGCCACAGUUUCUGCGGAAGUGGCAGCCAGGAAUUGAAGCAAGGAAGUUGGGAAGUUGGAAACAUGGAAUUUGUUUUGGCGAGCGUCAUCACUGCCAUCACCCUCUCCCACUUACGGUGCAAGCGGUGGUCCGUUCUGAUUGACGCCAUCCGCCGUGCGGGACGGGGGCUGUCUCAUGACGGUAGCGGCGCCUAUCGGUCUGUGGGGAGGCGAGACAGUGUGUGA